CACGAAACAUUCAACAAGUAAACAUUAAACAGACAUGCCGCGACCCCCGAAAAGAGUUCACCAGGAGGCCAAGGAAGAGUCGGCUCCACCAGAUCUGCCGCCAAGCAAAUCCGCUCCAGAAAAUGUGGAAGCAUUCACAAACCAAGGGUUCAAAAAUGUAAUCGCCGCCACGAAAGCCGCCAAUGCCUUUCCACAAGGAACCGCCCGCGCCCUUUACCUAAGCUAUCCGGGCUACGCACGUGUUAUGGACGACCUGUCCCAACGGGUGGUGGCGCUCAUCGGAAACGUGCUGCAGGCCAACGGCAUCAAAGGCGACAUCAGAAAACGCCAAGUGGAAGAACAGUUUGAGAUGGUGCAGGAGAGCAACGACAUACUAUUUGAGCGCAUAACGACCAAUCUGGACAUUAAGAGUGGUCUGCGACGAAAUCCUCAACAGGUCGUAGAGGCCCAGGUGGACGUGAUAAGCAGCUCUACUUCCGCAGAACCAGCAGAAGUUUCUCCACAAACCCAAGAGACUCCAAAGGCGGGCAGCUGGAAUAGAACGACAGGAACACCCCAACGCAACAUGGUUUCCGCUCGUCUCUUUACCGCCAAGAACAUUGUUCGCCCGCAGACGCAAUUUAAGGAGCCGGUGGAUAACAGUGCCCAGAAUCCGUUUGUUCCAAGGCUCAAGGAGAAACCUAACUCUCUCAAGCCACUGGCCCUGCUACCCGAAUACGAUGAUGCCGGCAAUAUCCAAUCCUAUUUGCAUCCCUACGAGUUUGAGCUGCUAAAGUUUCAGCCUGCGGCGGAUCAGCUGCAAAAACAAAAGCCAGUGCUUCCAGCGCUGAUGGCAGACACCGAGCUUAUGGUGGUUGACACGGUGGAAAAACUGGAGCAGGCAUUGGAGGAACUAAGGCAAGCGCCCCAGAUCGCCAUUGACGUGGAGCACCAUUCGUACCGCACCUUCAUGGGCAUUACUUGCCUGGUCCAGAUGUCUACUCGCAGCAAAGACUAUAUUUUUGAUACCCUGAUCCUACGCGAUGAUAUGCACAUACUGAAUUUGGUACUCACCGACCCCAAGAAGCUAAAGAUCCUGCACGGCGCCGAUUUGGACAUUGAGUGGCUGCAGCGGGACUUAUCGUUGUAUAUCGUCAACAUGUUUGACACGCAUCGAGCUGCCAAAGCGCUGAACUUGGCCAGGUUAUCGUUGGCUUAUUUGCUGAAGCACUACCUGGAUUUGGAUGUGGACAAGAGCCUGCAACUGGCCGAUUGGCGGAUGAGGCCUCUCCCCCAGCAGCUGGUGGACUACGCUCGCCAGGAUACCCACUUUUUGAUAUAUGUUUAUGAACGCAUGACAAACGAUCUGCUGCAGCAGCAUGCCGAUCCGGGAUUACUGGGCAGUGUUUAUCAACAGAGCUCGGAUGUCUGCAAGAAGCGGUAUAAUAAGCCUCAUAUCGGACCAGAAUCUCAUUUGGAUUUAGUUCGAAAAACGAAGCGCUCUUUCGACAACCGCCAACUGUAUGCCCUUCGCGGAAUCUUCGAGUGGCGCGAUGCGACGGCGCGGUCAGAGGACGAGAGCUACGGCUAUGUGCUGCCCAACCACAUGAUGCUGCAAAUCGCAGAGAGUCUACCAAGGGAGAUGCAGGGAAUCCUCGCCUGCUGCAAUCCCAUUCCGCCGCUGGUGCGCCAACAGCUGCACACGCUUCAUCAGAUUGUCCUCAAGGCGCGCGAUCAGCCGCUGGUCAAACCGAUCCUGGAAGCUCGCAGCAGUACACAGGCAUCACUGCCUCCCUCGACCAAAGACUUCAGCAGCAAGCUCUACUGUCCACACGAUUUUUCGCAUCUGGAGGAGAUACGCGACGACCUGCCAACGCUGUUAAAACGUAGUUCUACUUCAGGGAAACUGGAGAUGCCCAGAGCGGAGGAGGUUGUCGAAGAAGGCCUGCCCAUAGUAGCACCAGCAAUGGCUCUGUUCGAGAAGCAGUCCAAGCCGACCCAAGAGGAGGAGCAGCGCUGGGCCCACCUUCGCAAGGAGAGCCAGACUUUGCGUAUGCCCUACAAACGGUACCUCGCCAUCCUUCCACUGAUGGUGCAACUAAAGGCUGACCAGUUGGCCAGGGAGCGAAGUGAGUUGCAAAAGAGGCAAUUGUGUCCGACGGCCCCAACUGUGGAGCAAAACAUCAAGCUGGAGGCAGAUGCCAUCAAGAAGGAGGAGGAUGUCGUGUACUCCGUGCCGCUGAAGGAACAGCUGAAGCGCAAGCACCCACAAACAAACGGCAAAACAGAUGCGGAUCAGCAGCCAACUACCAGCAAGAGACCCCGCAAGGAUGAGAACAGACAACCUAAACCGCCGGUGAAGAUUGAACCAGUCGAAGAAGUUCAACAGGCUGCGGGCGAAAGCGAUGACGAGGUCGUGGAAGUUCCUAUAGAAAGGCAAGCCACGGAGCCGCCAAAACCAUCGCCAGCACAGAAUAAGAGGCAGCAGAAGAAAAGUCAGUUCCAGCGCGGAUUCAAGGCCAAAAAUCGAGGAAACCACCCGCAGAGCUCCAGUCAGCAGAUUCCGCAGCACACGGGUGAAGGCAACUUUGACUACAAAAACGUGGACUUCCGCCAAUUCAAGGGAGGAGCGCAAAGAGCCCGCGGCACAGAAAUCAAACAGCAAAUUCGCGGCAAGAACCGCCCCAACAAUCGCAACAAUAAGCAGUUCAACAAGCUUUUUACAUUUAGUAAUGUAAGGAAAGAAGGCAAAAAAUAAACUGCAAUCGUGACGAAGUCUGUAAAAUAUA
Drosophila teissieri is the source of this 2768-nucleotide messenger RNA. It is a transcript of the gene Rrp6, whose product is annotated as exosome component 10. Gene Ontology annotation, biological process: nuclear polyadenylation-dependent antisense transcript catabolic process; nuclear polyadenylation-dependent rRNA catabolic process; TRAMP-dependent tRNA surveillance pathway. NCBI's taxonomy places the organism in Eukaryota, Metazoa, Arthropoda, Insecta, Diptera, Drosophilidae. The record is from RefSeq and is a predicted model, not a curated record. Gene Ontology annotation, molecular function: nucleotide binding; 3'-5'-RNA exonuclease activity; nucleic acid binding. Bases 35 to 2737 code for a protein of 900 amino acids. Gene Ontology annotation, cellular component: nuclear exosome (RNase complex); nucleolus. The transcript has 5 exons.